UUUAAGAGAAUGUACGUUAAAUAUAAGUGUAUUUUGUAUAUAAGUGUAUUUUUUCACUUGGUUAUACUUGUGCCAGUGCAAUAAAGACAAAAUAACUUCUAUUCAAGAUCUGUUCUCUAAAAGCAAGUCUAAACAUCUUAUAUGCUGCUUCUCAGGUGAAUGCAUCUUUUUUUUUAAAGGAUUUUUAGAUAUUUUAACAUAUUUGUAUUUUAAAUAUUAUAUUCAACAUUCUCAGAUAACAUUUGCAGUAUAGCUGCUAAAGAAAAUGUAAAUUGUUUUAAAGGAGUUUAAGAUAUUUAUAUUGGAAAGCAAGCCGAAACAAAAACAAAUAAAUAACUUAUUUUGUUGCAGUGUAUAAUGUGGCGAAGACUACCCUCUCUCACCUUUCUGUUCACUUCAAUACAUCUUUAACUCACAAAACAAACAAUCUCUCUUAUUAAUAAAGCUGCGUAUUUCCAGUUUUCUUCACGAUAAGAAAUGCACAGUGACACAUAUAUUAUGAUUCAAUAAGUCACAAGCCAUCACGUUAUAAUCUAGCUGCAACAAGAAAGUUUAGAGUGCAUCUGGACUGUGAGCUGUGUAAUUCUUCCUCUCCUUAGUCAGGCGUGAACUGCAGUGCUGCUCUCGUGCGUCAUCAUUAGAGUUUAAUGUGAUCUCAUGUUGUGUUAAAUGAGAUCAAACGACUAUUCGACAAUGAAAAUUUUUGUCGAAAUGUUUUAUUGUUUUCAAUCAAAUUUAAUCGGUUCAACCCCAGAGCUGAGUAAAUAUUGAUUUGUAAUAUUUUUUUUACAUUUAACUCAAGCCCCAAACUCUUUGAGCUUCUUUUGUAUGUAAGCACAAAGUCAGGAUUUUCCCCCUCCCAUUUUUUUGCUCUCUGGACAGACGUAUAAACCAGUUGCGAGCAUACAUGUCCGGGCACACUGUCGUGAGGUGUGGCAGUGUUUAAAUUUACUCAUGUUGGCUAUGCCUAGAUCUGUGCCACUGUAUGACAUAUAUUGGAAAUUAUGUAGUUCUGAUUCAAGUAGAUCUUCACUCUGUCAGAAAAUGUUUUUUUAAUGUAAAUCCUGAUGUCAGUUUGUGUGGUCUGUCUUCUGUCAGUGGCUCUCUAACUGUAACUCAUCAUCUGCUCUAUUGCAAUACACAAUGGAAACUUUGUCACGUAGCCAUCGGCCUUUAACCUGCAAUACAGUUCAUAAUUUGAUUAUUAUCUUGGAAAACAAAAGAAGUUUAUGACAGUGAUGAGUAUCAAAGUCUUUUGUCAUUUCAUUUCAUUAUCCGUGUUGCCGUCACACAAUAUUUUGUGCCAUCCGCCCAUGUUGCACAAAACUAUUCUCAUUUGUGGUUUUGUCAACACCAAAAUGACGAUAAUCAUCACACAUCAAAUACCACACACACAGAAACUAAUGCAUGUAUAAAUGAAUAAAUUCUCAUUAAGAUCAAUUAGAUUAAUAGAUGUUCCUUCAGCUCAACUACAAGAGCAUAGCACUAGCAACAGCAAGGUUGGGGGUUCAAUUCCCACGGAACAUAUGUCCUGUUUGCACUGCAAGUAGCUCUGGAUAAAUACAUAACAUGUAUAAAUGUUUUAAUGCAAUACAAGUUUAUUUCUUUGCACAUUUAAAAACAACAGCAGAUGACUGAAGUGGUUCACAGGUAAAUGUUCCUGUAGAUGAGUUGGUUUUGCUGUUUGCUUUGGCAUCAGUACAGUACAGUACAGUAAAGUGCCAUCUAUAGUACCUUUGAUCUGUGGUGACCAGAUAGGAACGUUUGGCCAACGUUCAGCAAAAGCACCCCUCUGGAACACUGACUUACUGACACACUGACUGUUUCGCAAACUCUGGCCGGUCUUAUCUGAAUCUAGAGGGUAAUUCUGUUCUUUCUGUGUGAAACCGCCAGGAUUUCACAUCGGCUGGGAGAGAACAGAGGUGUAUUAUGUAAAAUAGGUGAGGUGUUAACACAUUGUUCUUUACUCUGGCCUACAUAUGCAAACAAUGUGACUGAAAUCCCUCUGCUCAUCUCUUGGAAAACAAGUCUGGGAAAAUUAAUUUGCAAUUUGAAACAUUGGCUGUGUCUCAUUUGGAAGGCUGCGUCCUCCGGAGGUGGCAUUUGUCGGCCGCAUACGUCAUCGAGGCUGUCUCGUUUCAUAAAAGCGAGUAGGACACUUCGAAUGCAACCUUCGAAUGUGACCUUCUUUCACGGGAAUUUGGAGGAUGCAUAAGGUGUAUCCUUCGUGGGCACUCACAACCCACAAUUCUUUGCUUCAACUGAAAUGUCUAAAAAAAAAAUAACGCCAAUUUGCCCGUAAAUAUGAUGUUCAAACGCAAGUAAUGUUAAUUCCCAAGUUGAAGUACCUCAGUAGAUGGGUGCAGAGUAUAUAAUAUGUAUAAUGAUAUUAAUAUAUAAUUAAAAUAAAGUAUUAGACUAAAAGUACACCUGUAAAAUCUAUUUUCUUUUCUCUUUACAUCAUUAUAACUCUCCUAAAAUGUACCUCAUACAUUCCCUUCCAGAGGGAAUUUGUUCCCUUCUCACUCAAAGCGCUCGCGCUUGUUAAAGUGUGGCAUGCUGUCAUAGCAACCACCCAAAUGGCAUGAGCGCACAUCGCCAAGACAAUAAGGCAAUAUACGCUCAUGCCAACCGACAAACAAGACGAGAGAAUGUGUAGCAACGGCAAACAAAGCAAUGCCACUCAUUCCCACACUAAACAAAACCUGAGAAUACAUCGCGAGGCAAACGCCACGUGAUACACGCAACAGGUGACAAAAACAAGACAGGACACCUGUGCGAGAGUUGGGCAACACACAAACGUGAAAUCUCAGACUGAAGUGACUGAACCUCAGCACAACGUGAAGACAGCUCGCGUCCCGGGCGUACAGUGCAAAGCGGUCGCGAGAUACAGACACAAAGACAGACAGAACAUGGAGCAUGAGUGUCCGGAUCCCGACACAGACCAAAACUAAACCAGACAGGGAAGUCAGGAUCCAGACACCAUGCUCCGGACAUGAAACACAAGACAGCUCGCGACCCGGGUGCGUAGCACAAAGCGAGGCGCACCUGUGUUCGCGAGAGACAGACAAACUAUUUACGCGAGUGCCAAGAUGACAAAAGCGCGAUGCAUUCACAUCAGUAAUAGAUAGAAUAUGGAGCAUGAGUGUCCGGAUCCUGACACAGACCGAAACCGAACCAGACAGGGAAGUCAGGAUCCAGACACCAUACUCCGGACAUGAAAUACAAGACAGACCGAAGAGCACAUGGCAGGGAAAAAAACGAAGCCGUGCGCUCACAUGAAGACAGACCACAAAACACAAGACAGACACUGGACGAUGAUGCCACGGACCUGUCAUACAAAAACCCAGGCUUACAGAGUGACAGGACCGUGACACUAUUAGCUCAAAUUGAGGUCAUACCCUGUAAGAUAUGUGGCGACAAAUCUUCUGGGAUUCAUUAUGGUGUUAUUACGUGUGAAGGGUGCAAGGGAUUUUUCCGACGCAGUCAGCAGAACAAUGCCAUGUACUCAUGCUCGCGGCAGAGGAACUGCCUGAUCGACCGAACCAAUCGGAACCGCUGCCAACACUGUCGCCUGCAGAAGUGCCUGGCACUCGGAAUGAGCCGUGAUGCGGUGAAAUUUGGUCGGAUGUCAAAGAAACAGCGAGACAGCCUCUAUGCGGAGGUGCAGCGACACCAGCAGUCUCAGGAGUGCCUGGCAGGUUUGGGCAGCGGUGUGGCAUCACGAGACAACGAGGACACGUGUGAAGACAGUGUGAACAGCCGGCCAUACAGCAGCGGAGGCUCCAGCGACACCCUCAGUGACCUAGAUGACAUCGCCACGCUGCCCGACGGUUUGCUCUUCGACUUGCCGCUCACCCCAGAGGAGGCGGGGGAGUACUGCACUCUAGAGAUGCUCGGGUGCGAGACUGGCAGUACAGGAAGUGGAAGCUCAUCCAUUCAGAGUUCUCCAGGGUCUAGCUUUAUUGAUUUGUCUGAAGCAGGAAGGGUGAAACAUGAGGAUAUGCUGCCUGAAAACAGCCAGCUUCCACACUCUCUUCUGGGGUCCCUAUCUGACAACUGCUCUCUACACGAAAUAGAGCGGAUCACUCAAAAUGUUGUGAAGUCUCAUCUGGAGACGUGUCAAUUCAGCACAGAAGAGCUGAAGAAAGCCAGUUGGAAUGUCUACACAAAUGAUGAAACUCGCAGCUUUCAGCUCAAGUCUGCAGAAUGGAUGUGGCAACAGUGCGCCCUGCACAUCACAAACGCCAUCCAGUAUGUCGUGGAGUUCGCAAAGCGCAUCUCUGGAUUCAUGGACCUGUGCCAGAAUGACCAGAUAAUCCUGCUCAAAACAGGAUGUCUUGAAGUCCUGCUGAUCAGAAUGUGUCGCGCAUACAACUCUUCUAAUAACACUAUGUUUUUUGACGGAAAGUUUGCCAGCCCGCAGCUCUUCAAAGCUCUCGGGUGUGAUGACCUGGUUAAUGCCGUCUUUGAAUUGGCUAAAAGUUUGAGUCGUCUACAGCUAAGCGAAGAGGAAAUGGCUUUAUUCAGCGCUGCAGUUCUACUGGCACCUGAUCGGCCGUGGUUGACGCACUCUCAGCAGGUGCAGAAGCUUCAGGAGAAGGUUUAUGUGGCCCUGCAGCACAGCCUGCGCAUGAACAGAGCAACCACUGAGAAAUUGGACAAGAUGGUGUCCAAACUACCGCAGAUGAAGUCCAUCUGUAACCUGCAUAUUGAUAAGCUGGAUUUCUUCCGCCUGGUGCAUCCAGAAACAGCCUACAGCUUCCCGCCUCUAUACAGGGAAGUGUUCGGCAGUGAGAUCAACUUCCCUGACUCCACCAAUCGUUAGAGAGGAAGAGGGAGAGAGAGAAUGAGUGAGGGAGUGAGAGUAAAGAAGGGGAAAUUAUGAGAGAAUGUAAAAGGUAGUGGAGAGAAUAAAGAGACUAUUGCAUGUAAAAACAGCUUCUGAAACAAAGGCAUUUUAAGGCAAUCCAGGUACAGUCCUUCCCAGUUUAGUGUAGUGUUACAUGUACUGUGUUACAUCACAAUCAUGUAUACAUACACACAACUCAAUAUGGGGCCUGCUUCAAACACUUUCAUAUACACAGAUGCACAGACACACACUGCCAAAGGGGCCAACAUAAAGGGGCCAAUUUACUAAACAGUUGCUACAUUUUUGCUGUAUUUCUGCACAAAAUGUUUGUUUUUGUGCUGUUACCGGAUUUGCAUACAUCCUUUAGUAAAUUGGGUUCUAAAUCAAUGAAAACAGCACUUGCAAAUUAACAAAGCUAUCAGUGGGCGCAAUUUGUUCUUAGUAAAUUCCCCCAAAGACUUUCAGAUUCCAUGCUAUUCUGCAACAUUAUUAUUAUUACCAGAAUUAUUCCUGGAUGUGCUUUUGAGCUGUUUUUAUUUUAUGCAAACACUCCUAAAUGAUUUUUAAGUACAGAUGAUAGCUUGCAAGAGUCCUUUUUUUUUUUUUUUGUCCCAACAUGUCGAUGUUUAAGCAUGCCACAAACCUUUCUGUUCACAAAAAGAUUUGUAAAGGAGGUUUUUUGUAUACAAUGAUUUUAAAAGGAUCAAACUCCCUUCAGCAAAGUCCAUCUACCUUCAGGAGAGCACAACACCUUUUUAAUGAAGUUUAAAAAAUGUCUUUCUCCAUCUUUCUCCCAUCGAAUCACUCUUUAAGCUUUAAUAUCGCUUUUUGGUUCUCCCUUCUCCCCUUGUUUUUUCACCCUCAGACAAAUCAUGAAUGUACCCCUUGAAACAAUAGCACUUAUUUUAAUUUUUGAGACCGAAUGUACAUAAUGCACUUUUGGUCCUGUGUAAUGUUUUCUGUAACUUUAUGACAAUCCACUCAAACAAAAACCUAAUGUGCCCAGAUCACUACAAAUGAAGGGACCAAUGUUACCAACACUCUACCAGUGCUGCGAUAAAGGAAAAGUAUAUAUUAAGUACAAGUUAAGCCGUAUCAAUGGCAUCUUUGGCUAUUUCGAAUCAUCUCUCAGUUUGUAAGCAAGCCACUGUUAGAGCUUAACUUGUAAUUAAUGUGGAAUAUUUCUACAAAACCAACAUAGCUUCAUGACAACACGUAGUAAUUCAUACGAGACGGCGAAAUCAUAAGAUAUCGUACAACUUAGGAAACCUUAAGCGUCAUUCAUUGGUAUAUUUUUUUCUAUGGGAGUAAAAGUAUUUUUGUAUAAGCCAACACCUACAAUUUCUUACGAUUUCGCCAUCUGGCACGAUUAUUACAGCUUGUCAUGUGACCAGGUUGGUAAAACUAUUAAAACGAUCUAGAACUCCCAAGUGUUCUGAACUCGUAUGUGCAAUAGAAGUUAGUACAAUGUGAUUUCUUUUUAAACAUCAGCCUGAUUAUAAGUACCACCAUGCAGUCAUAGCCAAACAUUUGUCAAUGCAUUUUUUUGUUACUAUUAAUAAAAGGAAACACAAUCAUCACUUACACAUUUAUUUAAAUACACUAAUACCUCAUAAUCCGCAGAACAACUUUACUACAUUUAAACAGUUGUAUAGGCUUAAGUUCGCUUUAGAAGACAACUAUGAUAUUAAUGACAUAUUCACCAAUUCAAAAAAUGAAAAUGAGAAAAGAAAUGUACAAAUACCUGAAUGUAGUAUAUUUUUAUAUAAGUUGCUCAUAUACCCUCUCAUUUUCACUUCGUAAACAACUUUUGAAUGCAACAAUGCUUAACGUGACAUAUUUUAUUUCACUUUAACUGCCCAAUAGCACAGAAAUUGCAACAUUAUCAUGUUUUAGGAGUUUGCAAAUUUUUGCAUGACUGUAAAGAAUUGGCGAACGGAACUUCCAGCGCAGUAAUUUCACCGACACAUGCUCUUAUUUGCUCAGGCACAUUUUUACACAGUGUUUGGUGCUGCUCCUUGUUUUUGUUUUUAUUUUUUGUCAUUUUAAUGCAAUGAGAAACCUCAGUCCCACAUCCCCUUUCCUUGUAAAUGCCACUUUAAAAAAGAAAAGAAAUUGAUGUUCAUUUAAUUUAUAUAGACAUUUCUAAAUAAUUAUUUUGAAUAGGAAUGUAUAUAAAAUAGUAUAUUUAGUCAGAAAAGAGGGAACUAGAGAGAAAAACAAGGAAACGUGGAGCUACGGGAAUGUUAAAAGAGCGAACCAGGACUUUUAAAAGCCGUCUCAAGAAUUCUUGGGACUGCAUCGGAAAACCGGACCAGAGAGAUCUACUUUGAACGGACAUCCGCCCACUUUGUUCUGGAUGGACUUUGCAGGCUGCCCUCCAGUAGCGUUCCAGAUGGAAUGCUUACAGGGGAUGGACAGUUAUUCUGAGCCAAGUUGGAUGGGGCACGGAUUUUGACAGCUUUUUCACAAAAAGGCAAAGCAGCUAUGUUUUCUGGGACAUGCACAGAGUUGGGACGGCACUGAUUGUCCCAGCCUGAAUAUGAGAGACCCUUUCUCCUAUAGGAUCAGCUGUUUGGUGACCUUCCCAAUUGGUUUUAAUAGACUGAAAGAAAAUGCGAUACAUUCGGAAUGUCAAAGAUCAGUCCCGGAAGUAGAGGAAACUGAAAUGCCACAUGAAAACCUACGGCUUCAGGGAGCCAUGUUUGUGGUUACAAUAAGCACGAAAGCGGUUUCUGUUGUAUUAUUUUGUAAAUUGUUGAUCACCUCUCCUUUCGUCCAUUUCUGUUUCCCAGAUUUCGUCUUUUCAUUCUCCUUUUCCCUACUCGUGCACCACAGUACGACAAAAAAUAGUUUGACAGAGUUCUCAGCUAUGCCUUUGAGUCAAGGUUCACAAUAUUGUUGAUACAACCAAUACACAACUGGUUAAAGAUUUAAGGUGAUUCUCAAACAAAUGAUCCAUCACAUCCCUGCUGAAGAAAUUAUCCUAAUAACAGCCUAAAUUGGUUUUCUGGUCUCCUUAGAUAUUUCAGCUUGGCCAGGCUGGAAGACCUGCUAGACCAUCCUAAACCAGCCAAGACCAGCAAACCAGGCUGGUUAAGAUCAUUUUUUCAGCAGACAAAAAUUACAUGAUUUGGUGUUCUACAUCAAUUUUUUUAAGAAAAGAGAGAAAUGUUCAUGUCUGCCCAACCAUGUUAAGGAAGACUUGCAUCAAAGAGUGUAUCCAGUCAUUGCUUUAGAAGCAAGAAGCUCAUAAAUACAGGAAUUCUGUCUAUAAAUUGUAUUUUGAAGUGUGUUGUUUUGACAAUCCCCACCCUAAUGCCUUUGAUGCAUGCCUUCCUAUUCAGACGUUUUGUUGUUUCAUUCAGUCACCCUGUAAAACAAUUUUUAUGGUUCCAUGUUCAUUCGUUUUUUGUAGAAGGAAUGUUUCUGCUGUGUGUGUAUUUCACAGAAAUAUAAAAAUUUUAAAAAUAUUCUCAGGGAGAUAGCUGGUCUCUGUCUAACCAGCAUCCUCUGCCGACUACACACACACUUUCUCUUUGCACCAAAUAGGAGACCCGUACUGUUGAUCACUGUGUCCUGUAGCUAUAUUUAAAUAUAUAUAUUUUUUGUGUAUGUCCAUCACAAAGUGUUAAAGACCUUUACUCUUUCUGCUAAUGUACUAUUACAGGUUCUUUCAGCCUAAUUUAUAUAUGGCACAGAAUAUGACUAAAUGAGAGAAAAUGAAAUAAAAUAAAUAAAAACUAAAGAUGGAUUUUAUUCUUUAAGAAUGAA
This is a messenger RNA of Myxocyprinus asiaticus (Chinese sucker), 8626 nucleotides long. RefSeq names its product nuclear receptor ROR-beta-like. The record is from RefSeq and is a predicted model, not a curated record. Lineage: Eukaryota; Metazoa; Chordata; Actinopteri; Cypriniformes; Catostomidae. Gene Ontology annotation, molecular function: zinc ion binding; RNA polymerase II cis-regulatory region sequence-specific DNA binding; nuclear receptor activity. The transcript is spliced from 10 exons. Gene Ontology annotation, biological process: regulation of transcription by RNA polymerase II. Gene Ontology annotation, cellular component: nucleus. The coding region runs from base 3218 to 4828 and encodes 536 amino acids.